Mastomys coucha (southern multimammate mouse) is the source of this 348-nucleotide messenger RNA. Its product is annotated as beta-defensin 10. The record is from RefSeq and is a predicted model, not a curated record. Gene Ontology annotation, cellular component: extracellular region. Lineage: Eukaryota; Metazoa; Chordata; Mammalia; Rodentia; Muridae. Bases 47 to 262 code for a protein of 71 amino acids. Gene Ontology annotation, molecular function: CCR6 chemokine receptor binding. The transcript has 2 exons. Gene Ontology annotation, biological process: defense response to Gram-negative bacterium; defense response to Gram-positive bacterium; innate immune response in mucosa.
GGAGUUACUGACCCUCUCUGGAGUCUGAGUGCUCCUUCUACCAGCCAUGAGGACUCUCUGCUCUCUGCUGCUCAUAUGCUGCCUCCUUUUCUCAUAUCCCACCCCAGCUGUUGGAGAUCUAAAACAUCUUUUACUCAAAACACAACUUACACGGUGCUACAAGCAUGGAGGGUUCUGUCACAAUUUAAUUUGUCCUCGUAAUUCCCGGUUUAUGAGUAACUGUCACCCAGAGAAUCUCCGCUGUUGCAAGAAUAUAUACUGACUGGAAGGAAGCAUAUGGAAGUCAAGUGACAGAUGUGUAACUAAUGUUUUAAUAAAGAAAAUAUUUCUUUAAGCUUAUUUACUUCA